AUGGCUACAGAUGCAAAGAAGACCCUUCGUUCGGACAUCAAGCAGAAAUUGGCGGCAUUGAGUGAGCAGGAUGUUUUGGCACAGUCACGAAAGGCACAGAAUGUGAUAUUGGCUUUGCCAGAGUACCGGAAAGCGAAAAGGGUUGGCAUUUACUUGUCUAUGCCAAAGAAUGAAGCGCAAACAUCAGGACUCGUGCCGGAUUCGUUGUGGACUGGCAAAGAGGUUUUCGUGCCGUACAUCUAUUCUGUAGGCACGGAGAAGCCGAAGACCAAGGUCAUGGAUAUGCUGCGACUUGAUGGGCUCGAGGACUAUGGCCAGCUGGAAAGCGAUAGUUGGGGCAUUCCUACUUUGCCGAAGGAGGGCCUGGAUGAGAGACAGAAUGCGAUGGGCUUUAAAGGUCGGUCCGUGACGGAUGAUGGUACGAAUACGGAAUCCGACAGUCCUUCUUCUGGCGGUCUUGAUCUCAUCGUUGUGCCUGGUGUUGCAUUCGACUCGGAAAUGAAUCGGAUGGGUCAUGGUGCUGGUUUUUAUGACAAGUUCUUGACUCGAUUCACGGGAAAUGGCAAGAGGAAAAAGCCAUAUCUUGUCGGAUUAUGUCUCGCGGAGCAAAUCUUGCCAAUGGGCAGACUCAUGAUGGAGGAGUGGGACUGGAAGGUGGACGCGGUCGCGUGUGGAGAUGGCACAUUGCUGACGCCAAAUACCCAAUGA
Molecule: messenger RNA, 708 nt
Organism: Pseudocercospora fijiensis CIRAD86
Lineage: Eukaryota; Fungi; Ascomycota; Dothideomycetes; Mycosphaerellales; Mycosphaerellaceae
Exons: 2
Coding region: 1-708 (235 amino acids)
Biological process (GO): folic acid-containing compound biosynthetic process; tetrahydrofolate interconversion
Cellular component (GO): mitochondrion
Molecular function (GO): 5-formyltetrahydrofolate cyclo-ligase activity
Source: RefSeq, a predicted model, not a curated record